Molecule: messenger RNA, 345 nt
Organism: Rotaria sp. Silwood2
Lineage: Eukaryota; Metazoa; Rotifera; Eurotatoria; Philodinida; Philodinidae
Source: the annotation of a GenBank genome assembly
AUGGCCAUAAGAAGAAAAGGAGAAGAAUUGGAAUAUCAUAUUUUACGAUUGACUGAUAUUGCUGAAGAGCCGCUGACACUUCUACCACCGAUCGAUGGGUAUGAACAUAUGUCAGUUGUUCCUUUGCAAGAAGCUGUCAAACCGCUCAUCUCCCUUCUGCCAGCUAUUCAAAAAUAUACUUAUGUGGCCAAGCAGAGGUGUGACGAACAAGCUGAUGGUUUAACACCAGAUGAAUCAGCUGCUAUCAUGCUUUAUUCAAUGGGAUGGGAACCACUUGAUCAAUGUUUGUAUGUUGCUUUGAAUGCAGUUCUACGCUCAGUAGAUAGGCGGCGUCUCAAGCCAUGA